GGCGCCCGCGGAGCCGGGGCGGCCCUGCACGGUGUGUGGAGGUCGUUGGAGUCAUCCGCCUGUGCUCGGUCUCUGCGGUUGCUGCCGGUCCGCGCUCCUCCCCAACCAUGCUCGCCGCUCUCGCCCGGCCUGCCGGCGCCGCUCUCCGCCGCAGCUUCAGCACCUCGGCCCAGAACAAUGCUAAAGUAGCUGUUCUUGGGGCUUCUGGAGGGAUCGGGCAGCCCCUUUCGCUGCUCCUGAAGAACAGCCCCUUAGUGAGCCGUCUGACCCUCUACGACAUUGCUCAUACGCCGGGGGUGGCUGCAGACCUGAGCCACAUUGAGACUCGAGCCAAUGUGAAAGGCUACCUCGGACCUGAGCAGCUGCCAGACUGCCUAAAAGGUUGUGAUGUGGUGGUGAUUCCUGCCGGAGUCCCCAGGAAACCAGGCAUGACACGGGAUGACCUGUUCAACACCAAUGCCACCAUUGUGGCAACCCUAGCGGCUGCCUGUGCCCAGCACUGCCCUGAGGCCAUGAUCUGCAUCAUCGCCAACCCGGUGAACUCCACCAUCCCAAUCACAGCGGAAGUUUUCAAGAAGCAGGGCGUGUACAACCCCAACAAGAUCUUUGGCGUGACGACCCUGGACAUCGUCAGAGCAAACACAUUUGUGGCAGAGCUGAAGAGUUUGGAUCCAUCCCGAGUCAACGUUCCUGUCAUCGGUGGCCAUGCUGGGAAGACGAUCAUCCCCCUGAUCUCCCAGUGCACCCCCAAGGUGGACUUUCCCCAAGAUCAACUGACAGCACUCACUGGGAGGAUCCAGGAGGCUGGCACAGAAGUGGUGAAGGCCAAGGCUGGAGCAGGCUCUGCCACCCUGUCCAUGGCCUAUGCCGGUGCCCGCUUCGUCUUCUCCCUCGUGGAUGCCAUGAACGGGAAGGAAGGAGUUGUCGAGUGUUCCUUCGUUCAGUCCAAGGAGACAGAGUGUACCUACUUCUCAACACCCUUGCUUUUAGGGAAAAAGGGCCUGGAGAAGAACCUGGGCAUCGGCAAGAUCACCCCCUUUGAGGAGAAGAUGAUCGCAGAGGCCAUCCCCGAGCUGAGAGCCUCCAUCAAGAAAGGCGAGGACUUUGUCAAGAACAUGAAGUGAGGCGUGGGCCACGAGAGCCACGUCGUCGUAACUUACUCGGCCAUCAUGUCACUAAUGUCAUUUCAGAGACCUUGAUACUUCAUUUGCUUCAAUAGUGGAUAUUGCAUCUGCGUUAUUAUCCCUUCCGAAUUAUGGCUGGUCUGUUGAUGUGACAAUAAAAACAAGUUGUUUUUUU
This is a messenger RNA of Jaculus jaculus (lesser Egyptian jerboa), 1299 nucleotides long. RefSeq names its product malate dehydrogenase 2 (gene Mdh2). Gene Ontology annotation, cellular component: cytoplasm; mitochondrion. Lineage: Eukaryota; Metazoa; Chordata; Mammalia; Rodentia; Dipodidae. Bases 108 to 1124 code for a protein of 338 amino acids. Gene Ontology annotation, molecular function: L-malate dehydrogenase (NAD+) activity. Gene Ontology annotation, biological process: tricarboxylic acid cycle; malate metabolic process. The transcript is spliced from 9 exons. The record is from RefSeq and is a predicted model, not a curated record.